AAAGGAAAAUUGACUGAUAUCCUUGCUCCCGAGGCGCAACUUUGCGCGCGAGCUGCGGGAGGUCAUAAUGCCGGUCACUCCAUUGUCUUCAAUAGUGCCAAUGGCGUGUCGUACAGCUUCCACCUGCUUCCUUCCGGCCUGGUCAACCCCAAUUGUCGAAACUUUAUUGGUUCUUCCGUGGUGGCUCACAUUCCUUCUUUCUUCAAGGAACUAGAAGAGCUCGAGCGAAAAGGACUUUCCAACGUCCACGAUCGAAUCUUCAUCAGCGACAGAGUCCACAUCGAUCUGGACCUCCACGUUGCCGUUGACGGCUUGGAAGAAGUUGAACUUGGAGACCGCAAGGUUGGAACGACAGGCCGCGGAAUUGGUCCUGCUUACAGCACGAAAGCGGCGCGAAGCGGUAUCAGACUCGCGGAGGUCUUCAAUGAGGAACUUUUUGAGUCGAAGCUCCGACGACUUGCAUCAGGCUACAAGAAGCGAUAUGGCGAUCUGCUCAAGUACGAUGUUGAGGAAGAAAUCGCCCGAUUCAAGACGUAUCGACCCAACCUUCGCAAAUAUACUGUCGACGCCAUUGCCUUUAUGAAGGAUGCACAGGAGAAGAAUACCAAGAUCCUUUGCGAAGGAGCAAAUGCUCUUAUGCUGGAUCUUGAUUGGGGUUCAUACCCAUACGUGACCAGCAGUUCUACCGGCAUCGGUGGCAUGGUAACUGGUCUUGCUCUUGAUAUCAGGAAGAUUGGUGAGGUUAUUGGCGUAGUCAAGGCCUACACCACUCGUGUGGGCUCUGGAGCAUUCAAGACUGAGGAUCUCGGAGAGAUCGGCCAAAAGCUUCAGGAACGGGGUCGAGAAUGGGGUACUUCAACUGGCCGAACACGGCGCUGCGGAUGUCUUGUAGAUCUCGUCGUCGUCAAAUACACCACGGACGUCAACCACUAUACGGCGCUGAAUCUCACAAAACUUGAUGUCUUGGACACUUUCCCGACAAUCAAGAUCGCCAUUGCGUACAUAGACCCUGUGACUGGCGAGAAACUCGACUCGUAUCCCGCAUCAUUGGAUGUUCUCGACCGUGCUGAGGUCGUCUAUCACGAGAUGCCUGGCUGGAACCAGUCGACUACCAACGUGAAGACCUUUGAAGAGCUUCCCCAGGCGGCCCAAGACUACAUCUUGUACAUUGAGGAAUUCGUUGGAGUCAAGAUCAAGUGGGUUGGCACCGGCCCAGACCGCGAUGCUAUGAUCACCCGAUUUUAA
Molecule: messenger RNA, 1245 nt
Organism: Trichoderma asperellum CBS 433.97
Lineage: Eukaryota; Fungi; Ascomycota; Sordariomycetes; Hypocreales; Hypocreaceae
Source: RefSeq, a predicted model, not a curated record